Molecule: messenger RNA, 3775 nt
Organism: Drosophila takahashii
Lineage: Eukaryota; Metazoa; Arthropoda; Insecta; Diptera; Drosophilidae
Gene: orb
Product: polyadenylation element binding protein orb
Biological process (GO): negative regulation of cytoplasmic translation
Cellular component (GO): nucleus; neuron projection; synapse
Molecular function (GO): translation factor activity, RNA binding; ribosome binding; mRNA 3'-UTR binding
Source: RefSeq, a predicted model, not a curated record
UCCGAAAAGAAAAUAUCACGGGAUGAUAUUUAGUUUCUUCUAUUAAUUUGUAUUGCCCCGGCAAAGUUCGCAGAAAAUCAAGGCUCACGUUUAAAUCGAAUUAAAGCGCCGCCAUUCAGGAAAUCGAACGAUUUUCAACAAUCAAAAAAUAGUUAAAUAGUAAAAAAAAUGCAUCCGUGAGUGGGGGAGUUCUGGCGAAACAGCAGCGGAAGGAGAAACGGAUAACGGCGAAGGGCGUGCAAGGCAGAAGUAACGGUUCCUGGCGGCGUGUGUGCGAGUGUGUGUAAAAAUGUGCUUGGCGGACGACAAAAGAAACGGGAUGCGAUUAUUGCGGGUGCAGAAUUAAAAUUAAAUUCACACGAAUUUAUGAGCGAGGCGCGUGUUUUUGCGACUCCAGGGCCUUCAGACCUUCGAAAUUUGCAUCGUUGACGAGGCGGAAUAAUGAAUCGAUGACUAUUUGCUGCUGAUACGGCCACAUCUGCCAGCUGUCUUGGGUCGCCUUCGCCCCCUCUCGCUCACUCACUCGCGUUAUCCUGUGGAGCCCGAACAAAAACAACAACACAAACCAGACUCCUUGCCCGAGGCUCGGCAAUUCCAAUUCGAACUCCGACCACAUCCAACUCGAACUCGAACUGCAGCGAACUCCAACCGGAAAGCUUGCGCAGCAGAGAGAAAGAGAGAGGAGAGAGAGAGACGGUGCGCGAAAGGACUCUCCACCGGCUGAGGAAGAGGGAAAGGGAAAGGACGAGAGGCGGAAGUGGUGACAUCUGUUUUGCCGCUUUGUCAGUUUGCGGAUGCUGCUCCUGCCGAACACGAACGAACGCGAACGAGCACGAACGAACAAGGAGCACAACGUGAACAAGUGUGGAAAUUGGAAUUUUUAUUCAAAACAAUGCCCCUGCUGCAACAGUACGACACCCCUGAUUGCUCCGGUUCUGGUGGCAACAUGCGAGCCCUGAGCGGAGGCUCCACCACUGAGCUGCUGCAGAAGCACUCGAUCAGCUCCUACCUGGAUCACCAUCAGCAGCAGCAACAGCAGCAUCAGCAUCAGCUGCAACUGCAACACCACCAACAGCAGCAACUGCAACACAAUCUGCUGGACAGAUGCAGUGACGAUGGGUUGAUAUCAUUCAUCAACGAUCCAAUCACACUGAACGAUCUACUCGGUCUGUGCGGCGGCCAGAGCCCCUCGACAUCGACUACUUCGGGACUGGGAGGAGGAAGCGGCGGAGGAGCACCAGGAGCUGCAGGAGCCGGUGCAGCAACAACAACAACAUCCUCGACGGGAGUGGGAGGAGCUGGAUCUGGAGGAGCACUUGCCGGGCCAGGAGUCGUGGGACAAACCACCGUCACGGGCGGCAACCCAUCCGCCAGCUUCGGUGGCAACGGCAGCGGCAGCGACGUCAAUAAUCUGCUGCUCGCCAGUGCGGCAGCCGCUGCUGCUGCCGCUGCCGCCGGCGAUGGCGUUCAACUGUCCGCCAAUGCGGCGGUCUACGCUCCACUGACGCCCAGCUCGACCCAGUCGUCGGCCUCGCCGGGCACCAAGUCCAGUUUUGACUACUUCCAGUUUGAAAAUGUUGCACAAAGUAACCCACUUAAGGCUUUCCAAAGAACAAACAUCAGCUUCGAUUGCUCUGCACCCUUAUCGCCAAGUACGCCUACAUCUAUUUACAAUCGCUCCUUUCACAGUUCACCUUUAGUCAGCGACAGCAGCAAUUCCUCGAGCGGCAACGGCCUCUCCCUGGACUCCAUCAACAUGCUCUACCACCAGCAGCAGCAGCAGCAACAACAGCAGCCGCAGCAGCAGGGAUACGCCAGCCUGGGAGCCUCCAUGGGCAGCGGAUUGGGACUCAGCCUGGCGAACGCUUCCACGCGUUCCAACUCGCCAGAGAGUCAGAACAGCGGCCAGUCGAUGAACGAGCCCAACCUACUGGACAUGAUUAAUCUGCUGUCUGUGAAUAGCAACAAACUAGCUUCCAUGCAGCAACAGCAGCAACAUCACCACCAACAACAGCAGCAUCAGCAACAGCAGCAGCAGCAGCAACAUCAGCUGCAGCAGCAGUACGCCAACCUAAAUAGGACCUACGAGCAGCAGAUGGCCGCUAAUGGAGGUGGCCAACAGCACGGCUUCGAGCACAACGGCGUGGGAGUUGCCAGCGGAAGUAGCGAGAACUGCCUGAGCCAAUACACCCUGGAAAACCUCGCCAGCGUGGACAUGGAGCUGGCCAAACUGCAAAAUCUGCAGCGCAUCAACACGCUGAAGCUGCUGCAGGCCCAGACGCAACAGAUGCCUUUGAUCAACCAGCUGUUGCAGAGCUAUGCCGGCAGCACAAUAAAUAGCGUGCCGGGAAGCAAUCUCAGUAGCCUGAUGAGCACGGGCGGAUCAUCCAUUGUAUCGGAAAUGACGGGAAGCGGUAAUGUCGGCGGAGGAACCACCAACGAUGGCCAUUUGGAUCGCGUGGCCAAGUUCCACAGGAGCUCGGCGGCCCUGUGCGAUGCCACCUGCACCUGGAGCGGUCAGCUGCCGCCGCGUUCGCACCGUAUGCUCAACUAUUCUCCCAAGGUCUUCCUCGGCGGCAUUCCGUGGGACAUUAGUGAGCAGUCGCUCAUCCAGAUCUUCAAGCCAUUUGGAUCUAUUAAAGUGGAAUGGCCCGGCAAGGAGCAGCAGGCUGCGCAGCCCAAGGGCUAUGUGUACAUCAUCUUUGAGUCGGACAAGCAGGUUAAGGCCUUACUCUCGGCCUGCGUGGUCCAAGUGGACGACUCGCAUAGUGGCAGUAACUAUUUCUUCAAAAUCUCUUCGCGUCGCAUUAAGUCCAAGGAUGUGGAGGUCAUUCCCUGGAUAAUUGCCGACUCCAAUUUUGUGCGCUCGAGCUCCCAGAAACUAGACCCAACAAAGACCGUGUUUGUGGGCGCCCUACAUGGAAAACUGACUGCUGAGGGUUUGGGAAAGAUCAUGGAUGAUCUUUUUGAUGGUGUGCUGUAUGCCGGCAUUGAUACGGACAAGUACAAGUACCCGAUCGGAUCGGGACGUGUGACCUUCAGCAACUUUCGCUCCUACAUGAAAGCUGUCUCUGCCGCCUUCAUCGAGAUCCGAACCACAAAGUUCACCAAGAAGGUGCAGGUGGAUCCGUACCUGGAGGAUGCCUUAUGCUCUAUAUGCGGAGUGCAGCACGGUCCCUACUAUUGUCGGGAAUUGUCGUGUUUCCGAUAUUUCUGCCGCAGCUGCUGGCAAUGGCAGCACAGCUGCGAUAUCGUCAAGAAUCACAAGCCCUUGACGCGCAAUUCCAAGUCGCAGAGCCUAGUUGGCAUCGGACCAUCCUCGUCGACUGUUUCGUUGGCCUCGUCGAGCCACAGCAUUAACGGCGACAACAAGAUGGGGCACAGCCAGCAGCAACAGAAGCAACACCAUCAGAUGGAACAGCAGUCGCAGGCCCUCAAUCUCAACCUGAUGGGCAACUCCGGAGCCGGCAAUGCCGCCGCUGCCACCUCGAUGUACACAUUUCAUCAGCAUCAGCAGCGACAACUGCAGAAGCAGCAUUUACAGUAUCGUCAGCAGCAGCAUCAGGCGAUCUAGACUGCUGCGGCUUUUAUCCGCACCGUUUUAACGGAUGUUUCCACACUCACAGCGUGCGGAAUUUUGGACUUUUAGGCAAAGUAGAAGAAAUGGCGCAUACGUAGUGCAGCCGAUGGAGACCCGGGCUCAUCAUCAUCGUCAUUAUCAUUGUAAACACAGUUUUAUUGAUGUGUAUAUUAGAUCGGUACGAUAUGAAGCUUA